This is a messenger RNA of Alternaria atra, 1698 nucleotides long. RefSeq lists its product as uncharacterized. NCBI's taxonomy places the organism in Eukaryota, Fungi, Ascomycota, Dothideomycetes, Pleosporales, Pleosporaceae. The transcript is spliced from 3 exons. The record is from RefSeq and is a predicted model, not a curated record. Gene Ontology annotation, molecular function: L-glutamate gamma-semialdehyde dehydrogenase (NAD+) activity. Gene Ontology annotation, cellular component: mitochondrial matrix. Bases 1 to 1698 code for a protein of 565 amino acids.
AUGUCGAACAUCCGAUCUUUCGUACGACUCUCUCAAAACAGAAGACGACCUCUGAUAACCACGGUACCAUUUCGGUUACCUGAUGCACGCAACGAGCCAAAUCCGACAUACACGAGAGGUUCUCCAGAGCGGACUAAGCUAGAGGAGACCCUGGAGCGUAUGAAGUCACAGAUCCCUCUCCAAAGCGAAAUUCACUUCAACGGCAAAUCACAACAAGUUCAUAGAUCUUGGGAUCAGCCAUUGCCAGCAGACCACAAGACAACCUUCACCAACUACCCACUUACAACCAAGGAGCAGGUAUCCAAAGCCAUCGAUUCGGCCCUCAAAGCGAAGAAGUCAUGGGAAAACACGGCGUUCGUUGACCGAGCAGCAAUCUUUCUCAAAGCCGCCGAGCUGGUUGCAACUAAGUACCGGUAUGAACUAAUUGCUGCAACCAUGCUUGGCCAAGGCAAGAACAUCUGGCAAGGCGAGGUGGAUGCUGCUGCUGAACUGGCAGACUUCUUCCGUCUGAACUGCAAUUACGCUGCGGAAAUUCUUGAGAAACAACCCGAGCGAGGUACAGACGGAAUGUGGUCUCGCAUGGACUACCGCCCGGUAGAAGGAUUUGUUUACGCUGUUUCGCCAUUCAACUUCACCGCUAUCGGCGGUAACCUCAUCUCUGGCCCUGCCAUCAUGGGUAAUGUCGUACUCUGGAAGCCAUCUCCUUCGAACAUCUACGCAAGCACCAUUGUGUACAAGAUCCUCCUUGAAGCUGGUCUACCACAGGACGUUAUCCAGUUCGUGCCCGGCGAGCCUGAGGAGAUCAACGAUGUUGUGCUUAACCACCGAGACUUCGCUGGGCUUAACUUUGUUGGCUCCUCAGACGUUUUUAGAUCUCUCUGUGCUCGUAUUGGUCAAGGCAUCGGCAACAGCACAUAUCGCGAAUUUCCCCGAAUGGUCGGAGAGACUAGUGGCAAGAACUUCACUCUCCUUCAUCCAACAGCGGAUGUCCAAUCUGCGGUGAAGCACGUCGUUCGCGCUUCGUUUGAGUACCAGGGUCAAAAGUGUUCGGCAACCUCUCGCCUAUAUCUUCCGGAAUCGCGAUCGAAGGAGUUCAUCGACACGUUGGUUGAAGACGUCAAGGGUAUUACCCAGGGCAACCCGCAUGAAGACCUCGCAGCUUUCAUGGGUCCAGUAAUCCACCGUCGGUCAUUCGAAAAGAUCAAGGCUGUCAUCGACGAGAGCAACCAGGAUUCUUCGCUCAAGCUCCUAGUCGGCGGUACCUAUGAUGACUCUGAAGGCUUUUACAUCAAGCCAACCGUCUACCUUGCAGGCUCGCCAGACCAUAAGCUCUUCAACUAUGAGAUUUUUGGCCCCGUACUCGCCAUACACGUCUACCCUGAUUCAGAAUGGAGUCAAAUCCUGGAGAAGGUUGAUCAAGCUGGUGGCAAUUUUGCGCUAACAGGUGCCGUUUUCGCCAAUUCCCGUACCGCUAUACGAGAGGCGGAAGAUGCGCUACGCUAUUCUGCUGGCAACUUCUACAUCAAUUGCAAGACCACCGCUGCGCUCAUCGGCCAACAGAGCUUCGGUGGAAGUCGCGCAAGUGGUACAAACGAUAAGGCUGGCUCACCAAAUCCCAUGUUUCGCUUCGUUUCUCCACGUCAGAUUAAAGAGGAGUUCUUUCCUGUCGUUGAUUAUCGAUAUCCUUCAAACAGUUGA